GGUAUGAGCAAUGUGAAUAGUUCUUCUACUCCUGACUAUGAUUACCUGAUUAAAUUUCUGGCUCUUGGGGACUCGGGUGUUGGUAAAACAAGUGUGCUGUGCCAAUACACAAAUGGCGUUUUCAAUAAAAAAUUUAUAUCGACUGUUGGAAUUGAUUUUAGUGAAAAACGUGUUGUGUACCGUUCUCAGCAUUCAGAUGGCCUUGCAGGGAGAAGUCAAAGAGUUCAUCUGCAAUUAUGGGAUACUGCUGGACAGGAAAGGUUUAGAAGUUUGACAACAGCUUUUUAUAGAGAUGCCAUGGGCUUUAUUUUACUAUUUGACGUCUCAAAUGAACAAUCAUUUCUUAAUAUUCGUAACUGGUUAGAGCAAUUAAAGACCCAUGCUUACUGUGACAAUCCGGAUAUUGUGCUUUGCGGCAAUAAAGCUGAUUUAGAGGACACACGAUUUAUGAAAGAAGAAAAACUUAGAGAAGAAGCAGAGAAGUAUGGGCUUCCAUAUUUUGAAACUAGUGCAAUUACUGGUCAGAAUGUCACCAAAGCAUUUGAUACCCUUUUGGAUAUGGUUAUGAUGAGAAUACAAAAGACAGUGGAUGGAGGCACCCUGCCUGGAAGAAGACGUGGGGCGCCAGGUAUGCAAUUGCAAUCUGAGGGACAGCCUUCCCAACAAAAAUCCUGUGGAUGUUGACUUUAUAUAAAUAAAUUAAUAUAUAUAUAUAUAUAUAUAUAUCCUAAAUGCCAAAAAUCCUAAGGAAGCAUUUAAAUUUCUAAAACAUAUCUCUUUGUGCACCAUGUGUCUUGUAUUUUCCUAUCUGUAACAUUCAGCAAGCAAGGGUGUCCAGUGAUAUUGAAAACAGAGAUUCUUUCACCGUAAAUAUUUAUGUAUAAGUUGAAUCACCACCUUUAGACAGAAUUGAUUCAUAUAUGAGUUGAUUUUCUACUUUCUGAGAAAAAUUGAGACACUUGGCAGCAUAAUUUAUUUUUAAAAAUAAACAUUUUUUUUAAAAAGUGAAAUAUAGUAGAUAGUUUUAUAAUUGGAAAAGUGCAAUUUUUCAUACACGUGUAUAAAAAGAUAUGGCAAAUCACUAAAAGUUCAUUUUUGCAAUAAUGGUUUUCAUAAAUUUUUGCUCUUUAUCUUAAUUAAUAUGAAUAAAGCUUUGCUUUUGAAUUUCUCAUAGCCUCAUAACAUUCAUUUUUUUAAGAAAAAGCUCUAAUUUCCCCCUAAUUGACUAUACAGGAAAAUCUCAAAUUAAGAAUUCAGUAUUUCCUCACUUUCAUAUAGUUAAGCCAGUGCUAUAAUUGUGUUCUUUAAUUAAUAGUCAGACAUUAUAAAUCAUUUCAGAAAAUGCCAGUAUUUAAUGCUUUAGUGUUCAGUUAAAAGGUUUUUCAAAAAAUCGGAACCUUUUUACAGCUAGUUUUAACAGCUGAAAAGAAACACCACCACUAUGAAAAUUUUCAAAACUAUCAACCUUUAAGCAUUAUGCGUAAAAAAAUCUCGUUGUGACAGUAUUUUUACUUCCUUUUACAAAAAAGAAAGUAUUGUAUUCGCGAAAAAAUUUUCACUCAAAAAUCGACUUUAAUUUCCAUUUUGCUCACCCCUGAAUGAAUGAUGAGUUUUUUUCGACCCAACCACACGUGCAUAUAUACCUAAGAAUGUAUAUACGCCUGAAAAAUCCAUUUUGACAAUUCUCGAGUUAAUUACAACCAGUUUUCAAAAAUAAUGUAAGAAAAUCAGCACAUUAAAAAUUUUUUUGCAAAUUUUCAUUUUCCCAAAAAGUUGAAUUUUAAAAUAAAUAUUUAUUGCCCUACUUGAAGCAAAAUUUACUCAUGAAUUAUUGUAACAUAUUAACUCAUUUAUAUCCAUUUUUGGUACAUAUAUGAGCAAUUGGCUUACUCAAUUUUAGUAACAAUAUUUUAGUAUGUUUCUUGUUUGUCCUUUUAAUGAUAUUUUUCUGUAUUGUACACAAUACAAAACCAUUGAAUUAAAGUGCAAGAAUA
Uloborus diversus is the source of this 1994-nucleotide messenger RNA. RefSeq names its product ras-related protein Rab-27A-like. Bases 4 to 684 code for a protein of 226 amino acids. Lineage: Eukaryota; Metazoa; Arthropoda; Arachnida; Araneae; Uloboridae. The transcript is spliced from 4 exons. Gene Ontology annotation, biological process: positive regulation of exocytosis; melanosome transport. The record is from RefSeq and is a predicted model, not a curated record. Gene Ontology annotation, cellular component: secretory granule; melanosome. Gene Ontology annotation, molecular function: GTP binding; GTPase activity.